Branchiostoma floridae (Florida lancelet) is the source of this 2180-nucleotide messenger RNA. Its product is annotated as organic cation transporter protein-like. NCBI's taxonomy places the organism in Eukaryota, Metazoa, Chordata, Leptocardii, Amphioxiformes, Branchiostomatidae. The transcript is spliced from 12 exons. The record is from RefSeq and is a predicted model, not a curated record. Gene Ontology annotation, biological process: transmembrane transport. Gene Ontology annotation, cellular component: membrane. Bases 91 to 1839 code for a protein of 582 amino acids. Gene Ontology annotation, molecular function: transmembrane transporter activity.
ACUGGUCCCAGGCACCACAAGUUUAAUCUUGUUGGGGGGUUCGCAGACGACACAGACCUGGUGAAAACCUGCGUCGGAAACCUCGAAAAGAUGGUGAACUUCGACGCUUCGCUGAAAUACAUCGGUUCGUAUGGUAAAUACCAGAAGAUCACGUACUACGUUGUGUUGGCGCUGUGCCUGACUUGCCCGUUCCACCAGCUGGGCAGCUCGUUUCUGGACGCCGAGGUGGACUACCACUGCGCCGUGCCAGAGUUACGAGCGGCCGAACGGCUUCCGAACGAGACCGAGUGUGCCUGGAACUACUCCUUACCCUGGGAGCGAGCUCCGGAAGGAGGGACGUGGAGAUACAGCCAAUGUUUAAGAUACACCGUGACAUCAUAUGAGUUAGGCAACUUGUCCUGCCCUUAUGACGGCCUCAACUCCACCGGAAAUGACACAAGAAAGACAAAAGGCUGUGAUGGGGGAUACUGGUAUGACACUAGCCAGUAUAAAAGUAGCAUCUUCACGGAGUUCAAUCUUGUGUGCGACAAAAGUACCCUGAACAGCCUGUCCCAGUCUAUUUACAUGGCGGGAGUCCUGGUCGGAGCCAUCGGAUUCGGACAACUUUCUGACCUAAUCGGCAGAAAGAAAACCCUGUUCAUCAGUCUGUUAAUAAUGUUGGUGUUUGGGGUCGUGGUAGCCUUUUCUCCUGAAUACAUCACUUUCGUCAUCAUGCGAUUUAUUGUGGGAGCUUCGGUGUCGGGGGUCUUUCUGUCGGCAUUCGUCAUAGGUACGGAGCUGACCGGGAGGGAGGACCGCACGUGGACGGGGACACUACCGCAUAUCUCUUUCGCUAUCGGCUACAUGCUGUACGCUCUGAUGGCGUGGGGCAUCCGCGACUGGCGCCAACUCCAACUCGCCAUGGCCCUCCCAAACAUCCUACUUCUUUUCGCAUGGCCUUUUGUGAUUGAGUCUCCAAGAUGGCUGCUGUCACGUGGUCGCGAUGAGGAGGCCAAGCAGAUUCUCCUGAAGGCUGCAAAGGUCAACAGGGUCACCAUACCCGAUGACGUGUUGAACGAGAAAGCACACAAGAAGGACGUCAAACAGUACACAGCCAUCGACCUGAUCCGCACCCCCCACCUGCGGCUCAUGAACAUCGUCUGUUGCUACAACUGGAUGGUUGUUUCCAUGGUGUACUACGGCCUAUCCCUGAACACGGGUGCCCUGGCUGGUAACAUCUACCUCAACUUCUUCAUCAGCGGAGCUGUGGAGAUUCCCGCCUACUACCUGUCAUGGUGGCUCCUGGACAUCAUAGGGAGAAUCAAAUGCCACACGGGUUUCAUGAUUCUGUCUGGAGUAGCUUGCAUUGUGGCUCCGUAUCUGGCGCCCCCUUACGUCGCUGACCACCUGGCUCCCCUGUCUGUGACGCUGGCGAUGAUAGGGAAGGCAGCAAUCAGCGCGGGGUUCAACAUCGUCUUUCUGUUGUCUGCAGAACUAAACCCAACGGCUAUCAGGAAUGUCGGAGUGGGGGCCGGGUCCAUGUUUGCUCGGCUCGGAGGCGUCAUCUCGCCGUUUGUUGUCCUUACCAACAAACUCUGGCAGCCCCUGCCUUUCCUCAUCUUCGGCGGACUCUCCAUCAUAGGAGGCGUGUGUGUGGUGAUCCUGCCGGAAACGUUAGGGGCAGAUCUUCCCGAGACGCUUGAAGAGGGGGAGAACUUUGGAAAGAAAAAGAAGAAGAAAGUGUACUUGUCAGACAUCGAGAAGAAUGCAGUAGCCAAUCAGGGAUUUGCGGUGGGACAGACGGCUGAGGUCAAGGUUAACUCUGACGGGAUGACGAACGGGGAAACCACGCGAUUGUAAUAAGCCGUUUCAUGAUUUAAUUUGCGUAUACGCACGGCAAUGCAUUGUGGGUAGUAUGUCAAAGUUGAAGGCUCCUGAGAUGUAAACAAAGCACGUCUAUGCAUAUCUUCCUUUCCAUAUAACUUUAGGUGAUCACUUGCCAUAUGUUAAAAAACAGUAUAAUGAGGUGGCCAAUUUUACUCCUCUGCCGGCUAAACUACUUCCCCAGCUUAUGUUACUGUCUUAUGCCACCGGAGGAAUCUGCUUGGAGAUUAGCUCACGUGAUCAUCUGCUAGUAGCUCACGUGAUCAUCUGUUAGUAGCUAACGUGAUCAUCUGCUAGUAGCUCACGUGAUCAUCUGU